GCUGUCUUUCAGGUGCCAUGUUUCAGAACAGUGGAAGACAACUGAGAAAGAAGAGCUGAAGAAAGUAACACAGACCAGAUACAGGCUAAUUGGGGGAAAAAAAAUUAACCUGUCUCUGAGGUGACUAAAGGGGAAUAAUGGUGAUUUUGCGCCGGGCUCGGCCGCCUGCUUCCGCCCCAACCAGCAAUGAAUCUUGACUCGCUCUCGCUGGCCUUGUCUCAAAUCAGCUACCUGGUGGACAAUUUAACUAAGAAAAACUACCGAGCCAGCCAGCAGGAAAUACAGCAUAUUGUGAAUAGGCACGGUCCCGAGGCAGACAGGCAUUUACUACGCUGUCUAUUCUCGCACGUGGAUUUCAGUGGCGAUGGUAAAAGCAGUGGCAAAGAUUUUCAUCAGACUCAAUUUCUGAUCCAGGAGUGUGCGUCGCUGAUUACAAAACCAAACUUUAUCUCGACGCUGUCCUACGCCAUUGACAAUCCGUUGCACUAUCAGAAGAGUCUAAAGCCUUCACCCCAUUUAUUUGCCCAAUUGAGUAAAGUCAUCAAAUUAAGUAAAGUUCAAGAGGUGAUUUUUGGUCUCGCUUUACUGAACUCUUUCAGCUCAGAUCUACGAGGUUUUGCUGCACAGUUUAUCAAACAGAAACUCCCGGAUCUUUUGCGCUCUUACAUUGACGCGGACGUCAGUGGAAAUCAAGAAGGUGGCUUCCAAGAUAUUGCAAUAGAGGUCCUGCACCUUCUCCUCUCCCAUCUCCUUUUUGGGCAGAAGGGAGCCUUUGGGGUAGGACAGGAACAGAUUGACGCUUUCCUCAAAACAUUACGUAGAGAUUUUCCCCAGGAACGUUGCCCUGUGGUGCUUGCACCACUUCUAUACCCUGAAAAACGGGACAUUCUAAUGGACAGGAUCCUGCCUGAUUCUGGAGGGAUAGCCAAAACCAUGAUGGAGAGUUCUCUGGCAGAUUUCAUGCAAGAAGUUGGCUAUGGUUUUUGUACAAGUGUUGAAGAAUGUCGCAACAUAAUCAUGCAGUUCGGUGUGCGGGAAGUCACGGCUGCCCAGGUUGCCAGGGUUUUGGGGAUGAUGGCCCGAACUCAUUCGGGGUUGACGGAUGGUAUUCCAUUACAAUCUAUUUCAGCUCCUGGCAGUGGGAUUUGGAGUGAUGGGAAAGAUAAAAGUGAUGGAGCACAAGCCCAUACCUGGAAUGUGGAGGUCUUAAUUGAUGUUCUGAAAGAGCUGAAUCCUAGCCUGGACUUCAAAGUAGUAACCUACGAAUUGGACCAUCCGGGGUUUCAGAUUCGUGACAGCAAAGGCCUGCAUAUUGUAGUGUUUGGCAUUCAGAGAGGGCUGGGCAUGGAAGUUUUUCCAGUUAAUGCCAUAUAUAGACCUUGGAAGCAUGCAGAGGGCCAGCUCUCCUUCAUUCAACAUUCCCUCAUAAACCCUGACAUCUUCUGUUUUGCUGACUACCCUUGUCAUACUGUUGCCACAGACAUCCUGAAAGCACCACCAGAGGAUGACAAUCGAGAAAUUGCUACAUGGAAGAGCCUGGAUUUGAUUGAAUCUCUGUUACGUUUGGCGGAAGUGGGACAGUAUGAGCAGGUUAAGCAGCUCUUCAGUUUUCCUAUCAAGCAUUGCCCAGAUAUGUUAGUAUUGGCCUUAUUGCAGAUCAACACGUCCUGGCAUACCUUGCGCCAUGAACUCAUCUCCACGCUCAUGCCAAUUUUCCUUGGCAACCAUCCCAACUCUGCCAUCAUUUUGCACUAUGCAUGGCAUGGACAGGGUCAGUCUCCUUCGAUUCGUCAGCUUAUCAUGCAUGCAAUGGCAGAAUGGUACAUGAGAGGGGAGCAGUAUGACCAGGCAAAAUUGUCACGUAUUCUUGAUGUGGCGCAAGACUUGAAGGCCUUGUCAAUGCUGCUAAAUGGUACUCCAUUUGCCUUUGUUAUUGACCUUGCUGCACUUGCCUCUCGACGGGAAUACCUCAAACUUGACAAAUGGCUCACAGAUAAAAUUCGGGAGCAUGGGGAGCCCUUCAUCCAGGCCUGUAUGACUUUCUUAAAGAGAAGAUGUCCAUCUAUCCUGGGUGGCCUUGCUCCAGAAAAAGAUCAGCCCAAAAGUGCUCAACUUCCUCCAGAAACCUUGGCGACUAUGUUGGCAUGUCUGCAAGCUUGUGCUGGGAGUGUUUCUCAGGAGCUAUCGGAGACAAUCCUCACCAUGGUAGCUAACUGCAGUAAUGUCAUGAACAAGGCUAGACAGCCACCACCUGGAGUCAUGCCGAAGGGACGCCCGCCCAGUGCUAGCAGCUUGGAUGCCAUCUCUCCUGUACAGAUCGACUCGCUUGCAGGAAUGGCAUCUCUUAGUUUAGGUGGCUCAGCUGCACCUCAUACCCAGAGCAUGCAAGGCUUCCCUCCAAAUUUGGGUUCUGCAUUCAGUACUCCUCAGUCACCAGCAAAAGCAUUCCCCCCUCUUUCUACCCAAAACCAGACAACAGGUUUCAGUGGCAUCGGAGGACUCUCUUCACAGCUUCCAGUAGGUGGUCUUACUACGGGUAGCCUGACUGGCAUAGGAACUGGAGCUCUGGGCCUUCCUGCGGUGAACAAUGACCCAUUCGUGCAAAGGAAGCUGAGCACAUCUGGACUGAACCAGCCUACAUUCCAGCAGAGUAAGAUGAAACCUUCUGACUUAUCUCAGGUGUGGCCAGAGGCUAAUCAGCACUUUAGUAAAGAAAUAGAUGAUGAGGCAAACAGCUACUUCCAACGUAUUUACAACCAUCCACCACACCCGACCAUGUCUGUAGAUGAGGUCUUGGAAAUGCUGCAGAGGUUUAAGGACUCCAACAUUAAACGGGAACGAGAAGUGUUUAACUGUAUGCUGAGGAACUUGUUUGAGGAAUACCGUUUCUUUCCCCAGUACCCAGAUAAAGAGCUGCACAUAACAGCCUGCCUCUUUGGUGGGAUAAUAGAGAAAGGACUGGUUACUUACAUGGCAUUGGGCCUGGCCCUGCGCUAUGUUCUUGAAGCCUUACGAAAGCCUUUUGCGUCCAAAAUGUACUAUUUUGGUAUUGCUGCACUAGAUAGAUUUAAAAAUAGAUUGAAGGACUAUCCCCAGUAUUGUCAGCACUUGGCUUCUAUUAGUCACUUUAUACAGUUCCCGCAUCAUUUACAGGAGUACAUAGAAUAUGGACAGCAAUCCAGAGAUCCUCCUGUGAAGAUGCAGGGUUCAAUCACCACCCCUGGAAGUAUUGCACUUGCCCAGGCUCAGGCCCAGGCCCAAGUUCCAGCAAAAGCUCCUCUUGCUGGCCAAGUCAGCACUAUAGUAACCACCUCAACCACCACCACUGUUGCAAAAACCAUUACAAUCACACGACCAACUGGAGUCAGCUUCAAGAAAGAUGUGCCGCCUUCCAUUAAUACUACCAACAUUGAUACGCUGUUAGUAGCAACAGAUCAAACUGAGAGAAUUGUGGAACCUCCAGAGAAUGUCCAGGAAAAAAUUGCUUUCAUCUUCAAUAAUCUGUCUCAGUCAAAUAUGACACAGAAGGUUGAAGAGUUGAAGGAAACAGUGAAAGAAGAGUUCAUGCCUUGGGUAUCACAGUAUCUUGUGAUGAAGAGAGUCAGUAUUGAGCCUAAUUUUCACAGCUUAUAUUCAAACUUCCUUGACACACUUAAGAAUCCAGAAUUUAAUAAAAUGGUUCUGAAUGAAACCUACAGAAAUAUCAAGGUGCUACUGACAUCAGAUAAAGCUGCAGCCAACUUCUCAGACCGUUCCUUGUUAAAGAACCUUGGUCACUGGCUGGGAAUGAUUACGCUGGCUAAAAAUAAGCCCAUCUUGCACACGGAUUUGGAUGUGAAAUCACUACUACUGGAAGCAUAUGUUAAGGGAUCCAGUGUCAGGAGUGUGGUCUUCAGGCCUCCAAACCCAUGGACAAUGGCCAUAAUGAAUGUUUUAGCUGAGCUACAUCAAGAACAUGAUCUAAAAUUGAAUCUGAAGUUUGAGAUUGAGGUGCUCUGCAAGAAUCUUGCACUAGACAUCAAUGAGCUGAAACCUGGAAGUCUCCUGAAAGAUAAGGAUCGGCUGAAAAAUCUGGAUGAGCAGCUGUCCGCUCCAAAGAAGGAUGUGAAGCAGCCAGAAGAGCUACCACCCAUCACAACAACUACUGCUUCUACAACUCCAGCUACCAGCACCACUUGUACAGCAACAGUUCCUCCGCAGCCGCAGUACAGUUAUCAUGACAUCAACGUCUAUUCUUUAGGAGGGUUGGCUCCACAUAUUACCUUAAAUCCAACGAUUCCACUGUUUCAAGCCCACCCGCAGUUAAAGCAGUGUGUACGACAGGCGAUAGAGCGAGCAGUGCAAGAACUUGUCCACCCGGUGGUCGAUCGGUCCAUUAAGAUUGCCAUGACUACAUGUGAGCAGAUAGUCAGGAAGGACUUUGCACUGGAUUCAGAGGAGUCACGAAUGCGUGUGGCCGCACACCACAUGAUGCGGAACCUGACUGCUGGGAUGGCCAUGAUUACCUGCAGGGAACCUUUGCUGAUGAGCAUAGCCACCAACUUGAAAAAUAGUUUUGCUACUGCACUGAGGGCAGCCUCCCCACAACAGAGGGACAUGAUGGAGCAGGCAGCUGCCCAGUUAGCCCAGGAUAACUGUGAGCUAGCAUGCUGCUUUAUCCAGAAGACAGCUGUGGAAAAGGCAGGCCCUGAGAUGGACAAGAGGCUUGCAACUGAAUUUGAGCUCAGAAAACAUGCUAGACAAGAGGGUCGUCGGUACUGUGAUCCUGUUGUGUUAACUUACCAGGCUGAGCGGAUGCCAGAACAGAUCCGGUUGAAGGUUGGAGGUGUGGACCCAAAACAGCUGGCUGUUUAUGAAGAGUUUGCACGCAAUGUCCCUGGCUUUUUGCCUACCAAUGACUUAACUCAGCCUACAGGAUUCUUGGCUCAGCCUAUGAAGCAAGCUUGGGCUACAGAUGAUGUAGCACAGAUCUAUGACAAAUGUAUGGCAGAACUGGAGCAGCACCUGCAGUCCAUUCCACACACCCUGGCCAUGAAUCCUCAAGCUCAAGCGUUGCGCAGCCUCUUGGAGGCUGUGGUAGUGGCCCGUAACUCCCGUGAUGCUAUUGCUGCACUUGGACUGCUGCAGAAGGCUGUAGAGGGCUUACUGGAUGCCACCAGUGGGGCAGAUGCUGACCUCCUCCUUCGCUAUCGUGAGUGUCAUCUGCUUGUGUUGAAGGCUCUGCAGGAUGGCCGUGCAUAUGGAUCUCCAUGGUGUAAUAAACAAAUUACUAGGUGCCUGAUUGAAUGCAGGGAUGAGUACAAAUACAACGUGGAAGCUGUGGAGCUGCUAAUCCGCAGUCACCUUGUUAACAUGCAGCAGUAUGACCUUCACUUGGCUCAGUCAAUGGAGAAUGGCUUGAACUACAUGGCUGUGGCAUUUGCCAUGCAGUUGGUAAAGAUCCUGUUGGUGGAUGAGCGAAGUGUCGCCCACGUAACAGAGGCAGAUCUGUUUCACACAAUUGAGACACUCAUGAGGAUUAAUGCUCAUUCCAGAGGAAAUGCCCCAGAAGGAUUACCCCAGCUGAUGGAAGUGGUCCGAUCAAACUAUGAAGCAAUGAUUGACCGUGCUCAUGGAGGUCCCAAUUUUAUGAUGCAUUCAGGAAUUUCCCAAGCCUCUGAGUAUGAUGAUCCGCCAGGUCUGAGGGAGAAGGCAGAAUACCUGCUGAGGGAGUGGGUGAACCUCUACCAUUCAGCUGCAGCGGGCCGUGACAGUACCAAAGCAUUCUCUGCGUUUGUUGGACAGAUGCACCAGCAAGGAAUCCUGAAAACAGAUGACCUGAUCACCCGCUUUUUCCGUCUUUGCACUGAAAUGUGUGUGGAAAUCAGCUAUCGUGCUCAGGCUGAGCAACAGCAUAAUCCUGCUGCCAACCCCACUAUGAUUCGAGCCAAGUGCUAUCACAAUCUGGAUGCCUUUGUGCGACUUAUAGCGCUGCUAGUGAAGCACUCUGGGGAGGCCACCAACACCGUUACAAAGAUAAACCUCCUGAAUAAGGUUCUCGGUAUUGUGGUGGGAGUUCUUCUGCAAGACCAUGAUGUUCGGCAGAGUGAGUUUCAGCAGCUUCCUUACCAUCGCAUUUUCAUCAUGUUGCUCUUGGAAUUAAAUGCUCCUGAGCAUGUGCUGGAGACCAUCAACUUCCAGACGCUCACAGCUUUCUGUAACACAUUUCACAUCCUGAGGCCUACAAAAGCUCCAGGUUUUGUUUAUGCCUGGCUGGAACUGAUCUCCCAUCGGAUAUUUAUUGCAAGAAUGCUGGCACAUACACCACAGCAGAAGGGUUGGCCUAUGUAUGCCCAGUUAUUGAUUGAUCUUUUCAAGUACUUGGCUCCUUUCCUUAGAAAUGUGGAACUCACCAAACCUAUGCAAAUUCUUUACAAGGGCACUCUGCGUGUAUUGCUGGUCUUGUUGCAUGAUUUCCCGGAAUUUCUUUGUGACUACCACUAUGGGUUCUGUGAUGUGAUCCCACCUAACUGUAUUCAGCUAAGGAAUCUGAUCUUGAGUGCCUUCCCACGGAACAUGAGGCUUCCAGACCCUUUCACCCCCAAUCUAAAGGUGGACAUGUUAAGUGAGAUUAAUAUUGCUCCACGAAUACUCACGAAUUUCACUGGAGUGAUGCCACCUCAGUUCAAGAAAGACUUGGAUUCGUAUCUCAAAACUCGUUCUCCGGUCACUUUUUUGUCUGACUUGCGCAGCAACCUACAAGUAUCAAAUGAACCUGGCAACCGCUACAACAUCCAGCUGAUUAAUGCACUGGUGCUCUACGUAGGUACUCAAGCUAUUGCGCACAUUCACAACAAAGGCAGCACACCCUCUAUGAGCACCAUUACCCACUCGGCUCACAUGGACAUCUUCCAGAAUUUGGCAGUAGACCUAGACACUGAAGGCCGGUACCUUUUCUUGAAUGCAAUUGCCAAUCAGCUGCGAUACCCCAACAGUCACACCCACUACUUCAGUUGCACCAUGCUGUACCUGUUUGCAGAGGCCAACACUGAGGCUAUCCAGGAGCAGAUCACUAGGGUUCUCUUGGAAAGACUGAUUGUGAAUAGGCCUCAUCCCUGGGGUCUCCUUAUUACUUUCAUUGAGCUGAUAAAAAAUCCAGCAUUUAAGUUUUGGAACCAUGAGUUUGUUCACUGUGCUCCAGAAAUUGAGAAGUUGUUCCAGUCAGUUGCACAGUGCUGCAUGGGGCAGAAGCAGGCCCAGCAAGUAAUGGAAGGGACUGGUGCCAGUUAGAUGAGCUGCAUCUUGCGUAGUAAGUGUGCCAGCCUGGAGGUCCCCGACCCAUCAACAGACAGAAGACUCUGUAAGGCUCCUCCUGACCUUCCCAGCCCCCUUGAUUGGGUAGACGCCACAGACCCUGGGUGAAAGUCUAUGUGGGCACGUUCCAAAGUUUGAAACAAAUUGUUGACUUUUGGCCAAAAUUCAGAAGAUGCUGUGAAUAUCAUUUUGAACUAGUGUAAAUACAAAGAACAGAAACGUUUGUCUGGACUUUUGGGUUUGUGCAACUUGUGUAAAAGGCAAGUGGGUAACUGGUGCCUGUCCAGCUUGUAAUAAAGGGGCAGUUGCUGAUGCCAAGCAUUUGUCUGGGGCAGACCUCCUUGUCCUGACAUUCCCAGACUCCCAAAGAAUAUUGAAAAGCCAGUUAUAAUAUUAUGUAACUUAUUUUUCUUUAUGUGGAUGGGGGACCUUUAAAUCACUAAGUUGUUUUACACAAAAAGGUGGAUGUGUUUGGAAUAUGGGAAUAUUAUGGAGUGUGGGAGGGGUGAGGGAGGGGUUAAGGCUGAGUGUUGCUUUCCCCCCACCCUCAUCAAGUGCUGACAGACAGCAAGUGGAGUGGCGGUCAGAGAAUGCCUCCUUUCCGUUUGAGAAGACACACCUCAGGCCCUUGGGGAGAGGGUCAGCUGUUUUUAGUAAAGAAACCAGAGACCAGGCCUAUAGCUUUUUUUUUGACACUUGUAAAUUUUGGAAGGUGGGGGGUUAAAUCUAGACCUUUUCCCACCCUACCCCUGUGACCACACAGUAUAAGUUUGUAAAAAAAAAAAAAACCAACAAAA
Messenger RNA from Leptosomus discolor (cuckoo roller), 8090 nucleotides. NCBI's taxonomy places the organism in Eukaryota, Metazoa, Chordata, Aves, Leptosomiformes, Leptosomidae. The record is from RefSeq and is a predicted model, not a curated record.